Hypoxylon fragiforme is the source of this 1085-nucleotide messenger RNA. RefSeq names its product RNA-binding domain-containing protein. Gene Ontology annotation, biological process: mRNA splicing, via spliceosome. Gene Ontology annotation, molecular function: U1 snRNA binding. The coding region runs from base 104 to 844 and encodes 246 amino acids. Lineage: Eukaryota; Fungi; Ascomycota; Sordariomycetes; Xylariales; Hypoxylaceae. The transcript is spliced from 3 exons. Gene Ontology annotation, cellular component: U1 snRNP. The record is from RefSeq and is a predicted model, not a curated record.
GAGCAUCCAAACCUUCCAUCAUUUCCAUUCUUUUACGAUUACUAGCUAGAUCACCCACCACAGUGAACUAUCAUCAUCACAGAGAAAGAUACAAAAAAAAAAAAUGGCUUCAAGCCCACCCAUCUCCACCGUCUACGUGCGGAACCUCGAGGAGCGCGUCAAGCCCGAGGCUCUCAAAGAGGUCCUGCAUGCCGUGUUUUCCGACUACGGAACGGUCAUCGACAUCGUGGCCAAGCGCAACCUCAAGGCGAAGGGACAGGCGUUCGUCGUGUUCGACCGCCCCGAGUCCGCCAUCCAGGCCGUCGAGGAGAUCCAGGGCUUCGAGAUCUUUGACAAGCCGAUGCAGCUCGCGCUUGCGAGGACGAGGAGCGACGCUACGGUUCUAAAGACGGGGAAUAAGGAUGAGUUUGAGCUACACCAGCGGAGGAGAUUGGCUGAGAAAGACAAGAAGAAAGCCGCCGAAGCAGCCGAAGAGCAAAAACGUCUCAAGCGCCCCGGCGCCCUCCCCGCCGGCGACCGCCCCGCAAAGACAGCGCGCGGCCUCAAGCCCACUGCGCCCGCAGCCGGCGCCGGCGGCCCCAACGCCGUCGUGCCUGACGAGUACCUGCCGCCGAACAAGAUCCUGUUCGUGCAGGGCCUGCCGGACGACUACCACGACAUCGAGGCGCUCACGGGCGUCUUCGGCCGCUUCGAAGGGUUCCGCGAGGUCCGGCUGGUGCCGGGCCGAAAGGGCAUCGCGUUUAUCGAAUACGAGGCCGAGGCGGGCGCUAUCACGGCCAAGGAGAACACGGCGGGUAUGGCGCUGGGCGAUAAGUUUAUUAAGGUUACGUACCAGAGACAGUGAGUGUGGUGAGGAUGAUGAGGAUGGUGGCGGUGGUGGUAGUAAUGAUAAGUCUUGGCCGUGGCUACGCUGGUGUUGUGUGCAUGAUACCUACGUACUACUAGGCACUUACCUCCCUAGGGUAGCAUCUAUUUUCAUGCUUCCUCAGUAGGUACUUGACGUAGAUAACUCACAGGCCAUGGGAGAAUCGAGACAAAUGCGAGAGAUUUUGAUACAUAGAAAUCCAUACACAAUAUUCCCCCCC